CAAAAGCAUUCAGGGAUACUAAUUUGUCAUAAAAAGAAAAUGUGGGCCUUCUUGGUGCUCACCCUUGUCCUUGCUGUUGGGGCAUCAGACAAUGACACAGCAGUUGAGGAAAAGCUUCAAAUAGCAAGAGGGAAACUGCUGGCUCCCAGUGUGGUCGGAUGAGGCAUAAAGAAAAUGCCUGAGCUCCAUCAUUUUCUUCUGGAGCGCUGGGCUUUAUACCACAACUUGGAGUACGAUUCAUCGGAGGAGAAGAAUCCCCGUCUGAUAUUCUAUAAUGAAAAGGACGAGGUUGUAAAGACUGUUGCCGUGAAGAAAAUGAAGGCGGACGAGAUCAGCAGCCUGUUGGACUCACUUGGUUUCUACAAGAGGUCCCAGAAAGGGGAAGAGGUGCCAGAGGAGUUCCAGCAUUUCCCCCUGCGCACCCCGAGGGAUGAACUAUGACGACACCUUGUGGCCGAACUCUGCCGCUGCAACCCCGGCCGCAUUAAUGACGAGUGGGGCCCCAAGGCCAAAACGAUAGGCCAGGCACCACUCCGAGGACUCGCUGGCCCCGGUGCAGUGUGUUAGUCAUGUCUGUGUCACUCUGUUUAUGUGCUUUAAAUAAAAAAAGCCUGUAAAAACUA
Messenger RNA from Plectropomus leopardus (leopard coralgrouper), 623 nucleotides. It is a transcript of the gene selenoe, whose product is annotated as selenoprotein e. NCBI's taxonomy places the organism in Eukaryota, Metazoa, Chordata, Actinopteri, Perciformes, Serranidae. The record is from RefSeq and is a predicted model, not a curated record.